Messenger RNA from Oryctolagus cuniculus (rabbit), 4957 nucleotides. RefSeq names its product histone-lysine N-methyltransferase SETD2. Gene Ontology annotation, cellular component: nucleus; chromosome. Gene Ontology annotation, biological process: regulation of DNA-templated transcription. Lineage: Eukaryota; Metazoa; Chordata; Mammalia; Lagomorpha; Leporidae. The record is from RefSeq and is a predicted model, not a curated record. Gene Ontology annotation, molecular function: histone H3K36 methyltransferase activity.
CUGAUAGGACGAGAAAACUGCCACUCAGCACUCACAGUCGCGUCCUGUUCCGCCGCCCAUUCUUUCUGCCUGAUUGGACUGCGGAGAUGCCAAUCAACACCCAGAACCCCGCCUCCUCCAGUCCUAACAAAGCCUUGACCUUAAUUGAACACGCAACCUGCCAGUCAGCUACAAAUCCCCUCCUUCUACAAAGAUCCUACCAAUCAGCGCACAGAAUCCCACUUGCUUCCUCUGACUUCGACGGGGCAAAUGCCAAUCAGCAGCCGAAACCCUACCUUCUCCCUCUCAGGAAUCUUGAGAGGGCAUACCGGAAGCUAUCAAUCAUCUCAGACUUCUAAGCUAGGCCUGGAUAGAGAUGUCUGUGGCACGCGGGAAACAGACAUGGUGCCGUGAAGGCGGUUCUUGGAGACUUCUGCGAAGACUGGCACCUUCUUCUUCCUAUCAUGGUGGGACAGCGGUAUGCGGGAUUCCAAGUACAGAUUGGCAUUUCCCGCUUCCAGUCAGGAGGAGUUUCUAUAUUUCCUGCAGUGGGGACCUUCUAGAUGACUGCAAGAAGUGCUGGCAGAAAUGAGGACUUUGCUAACAAAAUUCCGCAGUACUGACCUGAGACGCAGUGGGAUCCUCCUACUUGGGAAAGCCCAGGUGAUGAUGCUAGUCUUGAGCAUGAAGCUGAGAUGGACCUGGGAACCCCAACAUGAUGAAAACCCCAUGAAGACAUCAAAAAAGCCCAAGACAGCAGAAGCAGACACCUCCAGUGAGCUGGCUAAGAAAAGCAAAGAAGUAUUCAGAAAAGAGAUGUCCCAGUUCAUCGUCCAGUGCCUGAACCCUUACUGGAAACCUGACUGCAAAGUGGGAAGAAUUACUACAACUGAGGACUUCAAACACCUUGCUCGCAAGCUGACUCACGGCGUUAUGAAUAAGGAAUUGAAGUACUGUAAGAACCCCGAGGACCUGGAGUGCAAUGAGAAUGUGAAACACAAAACCAAGGAGUACAUUAAGAAGUACAUGCAGAAGUUUGGGGCUGUUUACAAACCCAAAGAGGACACUGAAUUAGAGUGACUUAUGGGGCCGGGUGGAAGAACAGGUGAAUCAGGUAGCACAGACUCUGGGAGAACUCCCAUGGGCCUCUCUGCCCCACCCUGUCAGGGCUGCACUCCUGAUGGCACUGCCACCCUGGAGGAUGCAGACCUGCAGGUGUCAACUGAAAGCCACAAAAGUGAGCUUCAUCUGCAACAAAUGAUCCCUCUUGUAAACUGUUGGGUUGUGCUUAGAGGCCACCAGAGGCAAGGGUUUAGGGAAGACCCUGGCCAGACCUGACCCCACUCUAACCUGGGUCUCCUCCUUGGCGGUGCUGUCAGCGCACAGACCCAUGUGCAUCCCCACCCAAGACCCUAAACCCUGAUGAUCUGUAUUAUAUUUUAAUGUAUAUGUGAAUAUAUUGAAAAUAAUUUUGUUUUUUUCCUGGUUUUUGUUUUGCUUUUAGCCUUUACGUGCUAGGAUCACAGGAAGACUUUUGUAAGGAUGGUUUAAGUUCUCCUGCAAGGUUUAAUUUGUUAUCAUGUAAAUAUUCCAAAGCAGGCUGCCUUGUGGUUUUGGUCAGCCUUGUGCUAUGUUGAUAAGAUUGAUUUACUGCUUAAAAUCACUUUACUUUAUCCAAUUUUUACUGAACUUUUUAUGUAAAAAAUAAAAUUGAUUAAAGAAAAAAAAAUAGUACUGACCUGAUAAAUUCUUUAUCAGCCAGAAAUUUUUGCAUGUACAUGAAGGCUACUGAUUUCUGUGUGUUGAUUUUAUAACUUAAAACUUUACCAAACUCUCUUAUGAGUGCCAAUAGUGUCUUAAUGGAGUCCUUUGGUUUCCUUACAUAUAUGAUCAUGUCAUCUGCAAACAGGGAUACAUUGACUUUCUCCUGACUAAUUUAUAUCUUUUUUUAUUUCUUUUUCUUGCAUUAUUGCUCUGGCUAAAACAUUUAGAACUGUAUUGAAUAGCAGUUGUGAGAGUGAGCAACUUCAUGUGGUUCCAGAUCUUAGUGGGAAUGCUUCCAAUUUUUCCCAUUCAAUAGGAUGCUGGCUGAAGAUUUAUUAUAUAUUGCCUUGAUUGUUUAAGGAAUGUUUCUUCUGUACCCAGUUUGCUUAAGGUUUCUAUAAAGAAAGCAUGUUGUAUUUUAUCUACUGCUUUCUCUGCAUCUAUUGAGAUCAUCAUAUGGUUUUUAUUCAGUUUGUUAAUAUGAUGUAUCACAUUUAUUGAUUUGCUUAUGUUGAAUCAUUCCUGCAUACCAAAGAUAAAUCCCUCUUGGUCUGUGUGAAUGAACUUUUUUAUGUGUUGGAUUCGAUUGGUUAGUAUUUUGAUGAGGAUUUUUGCCUCUAUUUUAAUCAGGGAUAUUGGUCUACUGUUCUCUUUCUCCAUUGUAGCUUUCUCUAGUCUAGGAAUUAAGGUGAUACUGGCCUAAUAGGAGUUUGGGAAGAUUCCCUCCCUUUCAAGUGUUUUGAAUAGUUUGAGAAAAGUUGGAAUUAGUUCUUUAAAAGUCUGAUAGAUUUCAGCAGUGAAACUGUCUGGUCCUGGGCUUUUCUUUGUUGGGAGGAUCUUUACUACUGAUUCUAUCUCUAUAUUUUUGGUUGUCUUGAUUUAGGUUUUCUAUGUGUCUUCAUAACUGAAUUUUGGUGUAUUGUAUGUGUCCAGAAAUUUGUUGAUUUCUUCUAGAUUUUCCAUUUUUUUAGUCAUUGCAUCAGAUGCCCACAUUCUAUAUUGCAGUGCUAAUCUGAGUCUUGGGUGCUCCACUUCCAAACUAGUUUCAAGCUAAUGUCCCUGGGAGGCAGUGGAUGAUGGCUCAAAUUCUUUAGUUCCUGUCACUUAACUGGGAGAUCUGUCACCAAAGUGGGAGACUUGAGAGCCUAGUCCAGUUACAGCUUUUCCAGAUAUUUAGGGAGUGAAUCAGCAGUUGGAAGAUCUCUCUGUCCCACUCUCCCCCUUUCUAUCUCUCUCUUUCUGUGUGUCUCUCUUGUUGCCUUUUUAAAAAAAAUCAUUUUUAAAAAUAUUUACUUAUUUAUUUGAAAGAGUUAUAGACAGAGGGAGAAACAGAAAUCUUCCAUCAGCUGAUUCACUCUUUAGAUGGCUUCAAUGGCCAGGUUAUGGUCAGGUUGAAGCCAGAAGCUUCUGGCUCUCCUAUAUGGGUGACAGGAACCCAAGUCCUUGGGCCAUCUUCAUUGGCAGAGAGCUGGAUCAGAAGGUGUAUAGCUGAAUUGAACCAGUCCCAAUACAGAAUGCCAAGGUAAUAGAUGACAGCUUUGUCUGCAACGCCAGCCCCUCUCUCUGCCUUUCAAAUAAAUAAAUCUUUUAAAAAGACCUUCUGGUAUUAAAAGUCAUCAAAGCUGGGCAAUGGGGAAUCUACUGAAGUGAUCUACUUUUUAAAAUAUUUAUUUGUAUUUCGAAAGGCAGUGUUAUAGAGUGAGAGAGGGAGAGAUUGAUCUUUCUGGUUUCUUCAUUCCCCAAAUGGCUACAAUGACCAUAACCAGGCCAGACUAGUGUCAAGAGCCAGGAGCUUCUUCCAGGUUUCUCACAUGGUUCAGGGGCCCAAGAUUUAGGCCAUCUUGUUCUGCUUUUCUAGACACUUUAUCAGGGAACCAGAUCAAUUUGGAGCAUUAAUAUCUAUGAUAAUCUCCUUGCAGUUCAAGGAUAUAGGAUCCAUUUGGCACAAAGUUCCAUUUAUGGGUGGGCCAAGUAUCACGCUUCCAUCUGUCCAAGAUGGGCUCUGAGAAAUUGUGCUAAAAUAGAUAUUAAGCCAUAACUCUUGGUUUAAGCUUUUGUUAGCAGAGUUUCAUGUUUGCCAAUGAUAAUGUCUAUGGCAAUUUUGGGUCUCUGGAUUGGAACCAAUGAAAGCAUCCAGACCAGCAGUAGUGAGAGCAACAGUCAGCUGAAUGAUGUCCAGCUGAACUUAAAUGGCUUUUCUGUUUGUUAGAGGGGUGACAUGCUCCCUGAAUCUGCACAUAGACAGUAGCCUUUGGAGGAAAUCCCCUCAACCAAAUGAAAUAUGCCAAGUUUGGGUCCAUCCUUAUAUUAACAGGCCUUAGUAGUCAUGCUCAGGUUUUACUGUCCUAUAUCCUUGGCCAAAGUCUUAGUAAACAAUAUGGUUUGGAGAAUCACAGGCUCAAGUUGUGUAGGAGACUAUAUUUCCAGUAUAGCACAGGUAAUAGUUAUCUAAUUUAGUUUUACUGUAAUAUAGCAAUGUUCCAAGAUAGGCAAUUUUUGCAUCUUAGCUCUUGAGAGCUAAUGGACAUCACAGGUAAUCCAGAUAAUUUGGAAGGUGUGUGAGCCCUUAGAGUAAAGAAGUCACUGAGACACUAAAGAUAGUGUAUAUAUAACUUAUUUUGACUGCUUUUGGCUAUUUUCAUUUGAGGGAGGCCCAUAUAUGCUGGACUGAUUUGUAGCAUCAGUGACAAUUUUUUAAAUGAGGCAUGCAUUGCACAAAACCCCAAGUAGGAUGAUAAGGUAUUAAACUUGUAUGUUCUUCACAAGUGUAUCAAAUAGUCUCAUUCAGGGAGGAUGCCAUCAAUGUGAUGUAUGCUUGUGCUCCUGAUAAAAGGUGGGUGCAGUUAAAUUCUUUGCAAAAAUUGUGUUUGAAUUGGAAUCCCCUUGCACAUUUCUAACUCCAAUGCCAUCUCACUAGUCCAAGUGAUCAAUUUCAGUUCACAAUUGUUCAUACUGAUAGGUCUAAGAGUCAAAGGGAUCACAUAAACAAGACUAGUGUUUGCUAAUACUAACUGAUAGAAUUAAAAAGGGAGAGAACGAUCCAACAUGGGAAGCGGGAUACACAGCAGACUCAUAGAAUGGCAGAUGUCCUAAACAGCACUCUGGCCUCAGAAUCAGCCCUUAAGGCAUUAGGAUCUGGCUGAAGAGCCCAUGAGAGUAUUUCAGGCAUGGAAAGCCAAGACACUCUGGCAAAAAAUAAAAAAUAAAAAAGAAA